AUGUGUGCAUCAUGGAGUAGAGCUCGACAAAUCACUGAAGUUACAACCCAUGUACUACAACAAAUUCGAUACAAUCUUGAUCGAAUGCGACCUGAAGAUAUUACAUGGGAACCAUAUAAUGAGGAAUUGUUGGAUGAGCUGCCCGACAUGUGCAUACAGGGUCGUCCCAUAUGGAAGGCAGUGGUGCCAUUAAUUUGCUUCCAUAUUAUUGAAUGGCACCAGCCUGAUAGAGUGAUGAGGCAGUUUGGUUUGGCCCAACCUAUUCCACGACGACCGAUGCAAACAGAUGAGUUACAUGAGAUUACUCUCCGAUUUAGUGAGAGUAAUUGGGCGCACCACCAUGCGACGUACAUUAAUCGUUGGAAUAGGCGAGAACAUUACAUUGUUCAAGGGCAAGAAAUGGCACAACCACUCCACCAUCAUUCUGAAUAUAUGGAGUGGUAUCGUCGAGUUGCAAGACGUUGGAUCUCAAUAAGUGGAGCUGCCAUUGGUUGUGUGGAGGAUGCAAUUGAGGAUUGUUUGCUAAAAUUACAGAACCCAUCAACAGAAAAUGUGGCUGAAGUUAAACGUACAUUAAGAAAAAUGAUGAUUGCUCUAGAGGAAGAAAGUCGACUUUGCCAAAUGCCACCUCCUCAAUCCGCACCUCAAGCAACAACCUUUAAUGAUGAAUUAGAAGAGGACCAACCCAUCAACCAGCCUGAGCCCUCACAAAGAGUAGCACGACGCCGAUCACGUCCUGCUCGAAGUCGUCAACAUCCAGUGCGUCCAGCCUCUCCUCCCGAUGAUGCUUUGCCCCCACCUGUUGCAUUCCACCCUCAUCGCAUCACAUCACCGAUCAUUCUAAUCCUAUUCCCUCGGCUCCUGCACUAUCUAACCCUGCUCAUUACACUGGUUGGAUGGCUACCCCAUCAAUGCCUGGCCCAUCAGCACCAUGGAUGUCAUAUCAAACUCAAAUGCAAAACAGAAGCACAUUCGACUUUACUGAGAGUCAACAGCCGCAAACACCAUUCGGCGGCUUAUUUGCUCCAUUUGGCAGAGCAUCAAGCAUUGGGCCAUCACGAUAUCGCCAGUCAAUUUAGUGGAUAUGGGUCAGAACAAUACUUUGAACCAUAUACUUCUUGUGCCUUAGGCAAUAUUCCAUCUGCGGGUCUAUUUGGAUACCAUGAACAAAGUGCUGUGCAUUAUACUGCAGGGGGAGAAUCAUCGGGACAACAUCAAGGGCAAGCUAGCCAACCCAAAGAUGCACAAGGUCAUCCAGCAGAACAUCAAGAAGGGGGAGAACAUCGAGUUCUUCGACCGAGACGACAUAUACGAAGACCUGGUUGUGGCACAUGA
Messenger RNA from Hevea brasiliensis (rubber tree), 1335 nucleotides. RefSeq lists its product as uncharacterized. The record is from RefSeq and is a predicted model, not a curated record. Bases 1 to 1335 code for a protein of 444 amino acids. Lineage: Eukaryota; Viridiplantae; Streptophyta; Magnoliopsida; Malpighiales; Euphorbiaceae. The transcript is spliced from 3 exons.